Carcharodon carcharias (great white shark) is the source of this 6630-nucleotide messenger RNA. RefSeq names its product transmembrane protein 33-like. The record is from RefSeq and is a predicted model, not a curated record. NCBI's taxonomy places the organism in Eukaryota, Metazoa, Chordata, Chondrichthyes, Lamniformes, Lamnidae. Gene Ontology annotation, cellular component: membrane; endoplasmic reticulum. The coding region runs from base 371 to 1297 and encodes 308 amino acids. Gene Ontology annotation, biological process: endoplasmic reticulum tubular network organization; membrane organization. The transcript has 9 exons.
GGCCUGGGGUGUUUGGCGGUGUCUUUGCGGUGAAAAGGGGGAAGGGUUUGCGGGCUUCUCCUGUCCGCGAAUCAGAAGCGGGAGGUCGUGAUCUUACCCGGGAUCGGUUCCCUCGGACUCGGGCGCUGCUUCCUCGCAACCUUUCCCCAACUCCAGUUAGGGACGGGAGGCGGCUGUGCCUUAGCCGCCGUUAGAACUGGCCGCAGGAGAGCGUGGGAGCCCGGGAUUUGGCCCAGUUGCUGCUCCCUAGCAUCCCAGCAGAGUGCCGUGAAUUUCAGCUAUCUGAGAAAUACAGCGGGCAUUACACUUGACGCUGCAAUCCGCGAAUGAAAGCAGCUUUUUCCAAUGAGUUGACAUUGAGAACUUUGAGAUGGCAGAGCAAGGAUCAGCUGACAAUGCCAAGGCUGAUAGUACUACACAAUCGACUGACCCUACUGGAAGUGCUGGUGUUGGCGAUGGUGGUAAUAAAACAACCGCACCAGUUUCAGUCUCGCAAUUCAUGAUGAGCAACAAGACCGAAUCUAUCAUGUGGCUGCUUCGAUUAUUUACGCUGGUGUCAACAUUCUUUUUUCUGUUUCCCAUCUUGGGAGUUGUUGAGAGUGGACACUUCUACCAAAGAGCAUUACUGGCUAAUGCCCUAACCAGCGCUUGCCGGCUCCAUCAGAGGCUACCCAGAUUCAAGUUCAGCAGAGCCUAUGUCACACAGGCACUCUUGGAGGACAGCUGCCACUACCUGCUGUACUCACUCAUCUUUAUUACAUCCUAUCCCAUUACCUUAUGUUUGGUACCAGUUGCAGUAUUUUCUCUACUUCAUGCAACAGCUUACACCAGGAAAGUCUUAGAUAUCAUUGGCCCCAAUUCCAUACCAUGGGUGCGAUCCUUUUUAGACAAAAUGACAACACACCAGCAGAGCCUGUUCAAGUUCAUUGCGUGCAAUGAGAUUCUCUUGAUGCCUGCAGCUGUCUUUAUGUUGCUUGGAGGCCGGGCUCAUUUAUUCCUCCCCUUCUUCUACUAUCGUUUCCUGACCCUAAGGUACGCAUCUCGAAGGAAUCCCUACUGCAGGACAUUGUUUUAUGAACUUCGAGUCACAAUAGAGCAGUUGACAACCAGACCAUCCUGCCCAACUUUCAUCCGAAGUGCAUGUCACAAAGCUAUAAAGCUCACCUGGAUUCUCUGCCAGGGAGGGGUGAAUGCAUGGAGGAAUCUCUACAAGCCACACCCAGCACAGCUGCAGAUCUGCCAGCAACAGAUCAUCAAUACAGCCUCGGAACCUUCAACAAUCAUGUACCCCCUUUAGAAUUCUUCCUUUUGUCAUGGGUGCAGCAGCAGCAGCCUGAAGUGCCUCAUUCACCAUGUGCACAGAUCCAAAGGUGGGAGGAACCAAGGCACCAAGUAACCCACAAGAAGGAUGCAUCAAAGUCCGAGGCAGUACCACCCAAAAGAGCCUACUUACAUGAACAUGAGUAAGAGGCAAUGCCGGAGGAGGUUCCUUCUACCCCAAGAGAUGAUCCCUGAGCUUUGCAUCCUGAAAGAAGACCUGCAGUCAGAGGCAUACACACUCAGUGGCAUUGAAAGUCAACACGGCCCUGAACUUUUUGCCAGCAGCUCAUUUCAAGCUGAAGCCAGCAUGUACUUCACUGCUGGUUCACUGAGAAGUUUUUGAAGGGAGAAUAGAGUGUAGAUCCAUGCAGUGAGCUCCUUAAACAGUACCAGGAGUGGGUGAAGAAAGUCAUCAAGGAAAAGAAAACCCCAAUUGAAGAACCAGAGUUCAUGGGACCCAAACAGGAAAAGCAUUAUGAAAGUAGCUGUUCAUCAUGAUGUGCCAGUGGCACUGGAUUCUCCCCUCCUAGUUUUAUCUUGUUAAAUCAGCAUUACUGUGGCAAUCACAUCUCCAUAAUAAAUUGUCGACAAUAUAAAAUAUCACAGUCGGCAGCACACAGUUGCAUCCAAAAAGUCACUGUUGCCCUUUUCACUAGGGUUGGCCAAUUUAUCUUGUCUGGGGUGCUCCAAUUCAAACACGGAGGGUGACAAGUUAUGCCUCAGUUGCUGGUUUUCCCCCAGUGUGAGCAUGGUCAACUGGAUGCAUGUGAUGCUAAGAACUCCCACCCAGAAUGCGGACCGACGCUUUAGCUGAAAGGGGUACCACUCUUUAAAUGUUCAACUCCUCUAUGACCACCACAAGAGGUUUCUGUAUGUGCACCUGUUACUGUGAUAGUUACCACAAUUCGUUCAUCUUUAGGGAACCCAGGCUGCCAUGAAUGUUCCAACCAACCCUCUCAGGUGCAUGGCUGGGUACAGGAGGAUAAGAGAGAUCCUCUGAAAAGGUGGCUGCUCACAUCCAUACACUAAGCAAAUGUACAACGGGAGCCAUCUUCACACAAGGACAUUAAUUGAACAGACGGCUGGGCUAUUCGAGAUGAAGCUUAGAUGCCUUGACCACUUGGAGAUGGGGAGGGGGCUGGUGGUGUUGUACAAUAAACACCUUACUGGUUUUCCAGAAUUAUUGUAGUAAACUGUAUACUUCAUAACUUGCCAAGAAAAGAAAAGUGGUUUGGUACUGGAGCCAAAGGAAGACAAGGAAUGGAGCCUCUCCUCGAAUGAGAAGCAGCAGGUGGAAGGGGAGAGUGAGGAGGAAGGCCCACAAGAAGGAUCCCGGAGACAAGGCAGGCGACAUCACUGACAGGAUGGGGAGCCCAAGCAUGAUGGCUUUGUGGUCAAGAUUUACUGAUGAGGCGGUGCUUCACAUGAUGGGAAGCUUCCAAGAGUGCAAAAGCUGACCUGGAAGGCAGAGGAGGGAAUUGGAGACACCAAGGGAAGGGCGUUGGUAACAUGUGUGCUACCAGAUGCGCAGAUUGAUGAAAGCCAACUAGAUGCUUGUGCUCAGGUGGCACGUGUGAAAAUGAAUACAUUUGACCGCAUAUAAAGUGCAACAUUUUAUGAAUAUAUUGUAAAUAGUUUUGCUUUUUAACAUACAGCUUUCUGUUUCACUACGUACUUGUUUCUUAUCUUACUCUACACAACACUUACCUGAACACAAACCUAAUUAGUGCUCUAAUCGGUAGGAUGUCCUCCACUCUUGAACACUCCAACAUUGUGCUCCUCUUGUUGCCUUGGAGGAGGUAGAGGAAAGCUUCCCACUUCUCUGGCUAUCUGCUGUGAGGAUCAUGACUGAUCGCCUCGUUGUGCAGGGUGUUGGUGUCCUCCCUGCGCUACCCACAUCUCUGCAGGGGCAACUGUCCUCACUUAGACCCGAUUAUCAGAAGGUGCAUCUGGCUGAGGGGUGAGGAAUCAGAGGAUGAUCAGAUUCCCCCUCUGUGCAAGGAUCCCUCACCCUCCUGAUUUGAUUGCUCAGGGCUUGUUAUGGUGUCCUGAUGGCUGGAUGGGGUAGACUGUUGGGACGCAGCUGCCUUCCCCUGCAACCAUGAGAUGGACCUGUUAAGGGACCCUAGUUCCUCUCCCACUACUGCCAAGGAGCUAAUGCCACGACGCAAGAGAUCUUGCACCUCUUACAUACACACAUACACGAUGCCAAAUGGGGCUCACCUCAAGUUUGGGCACUCUCGUGGCUGCUCAUCAUGCACUCUCCAACCUGAGAAUCAGCUAAGGUCAUGGCCAUGAUGGACCCCUUCUUCGUAAUGCAUGAGCUCAUAUUGCCUCAGGGAACUCAGCCAGAUGACCACUUAUCUUCCGCUGCAGGUCCAAAUAUUCAGUCCCAAAGAGAGACUGCUGAGGCACUGCCAAAGAACAUCCCUGAGACUGCCCUUCCCCCUCUGGGAUGAACUGUGCACAGACAACUCUACCUCUGACAUUACCUCCUGCGCACUGGUGCCAUGCUCUUCAUUCAGUGCAAGGGUCACAGAUCUCCUCCAGCAGUCUCAGGGUAGAUCUUUAACAUUGGCCCUUUUAACUGCCUUUUUAUUAGGCAGAGGACAGGAAGAAACCCUCUCCACUCUCAACCUCCCCUGGUACGAACCUAAGACUAAACCGAAUCAUGACUCUCAACCUGCACCUAGAACCUGCCUUGUCCUCCAAGAGCCAAAUGGCUGGAUUUCACACUCUCCCCCUGAUGGCUUUGAAGGUAAGGGAACCAUUAAGUUCAGUGAGCAGCCUGCCUGCCAAUCACCCACCUACCUCUGCUUCCACUGCAAUUAUACCAGCGGCAGGAGCGGCAUCAGGUGGCCUGUCCACCAGGGCCAAUUGAGGCCCUUAACUGGACAAAUAAUGCCUGCUAAAGGGCCUCAUCCUGCCAACCACUAAGAUUUAACCAGCGGCAGGAGAGGCCCAUGCCCCUUUAAGGCAGGACUUCCUGCCCCUGAGGGGGUGGAAAUCCUGCCUCCAGCCUAUUAAUGGCCAGUUGGGCAUUAAAAGACUAUGAGGCAGCCAUUCUUUCCCUGGGUGGAUUCCACCCCUCCGCGCUCCCCACCCCCGAGCAUCCCCAAAUUUAGCCAAGGGGUCAGGAGCCAUGGUGCUCUUUAUAAUUCAGCACAAAAAUAUGACGCAAAGUGAGUUUGGAGGCAGGCUUGCAUUUUGGAAUUUGGGAAAGGAUCCAACUUGUGUUUCAUGAGCCUGAGGUGCAAAUCUGGGCCCAUAUUUCAUUAGAUGAGAAAUAUUUGUUAAAGCUAUGUAUAUUUUGCUAAAUGUUAACAGCUUCACAAGCAGCUGCUAUACUCUGAAAUGUAUGCUGUUCAAACAGGCCAAGUUGGUACAUCAAAACCCUGCUUUUGUACUCUUUUAAUAUAGCUGCCAUGAGUUGGAUGCGAGUGCUGAAAGUGAUGUCAGUGCAAUAUUAUAUGUGUGGCCAUAGAACUGGAAACAAAUUUAUAGUUAUUCAACAGUUAGUCUGGCACUAUUUCCUUUGUCAUGGACAGCAUUGUGAACAGAGACUAUUCAUUCAUUUACACAUAUUUCAGAGGAGUCACUGUAUUUUUUCUAUUUGUGUUUUGUAGUGCUUGGCAAAUUCAUGAAAUGUAAAUCUUCUAAUUUACUGUCUGCCAUUGGACGGAAAUUGCCACUUUGAUUCUAUACUGCAGGUCAUCAGAUCAGCACUGCUGAAAACACCAAAUACACACCUUUUAAUAUAUAAUUUGUUGUAUGGAAUGAUCGGGUCUGCAAUGCAAUAAAUGUUGGUCGGUUUGGACUCAUUGGACUUGUCUAGUCAUACUGAAACAAAAAUCAUGAUAACUGUAAAUUUCAGCAGCAUUGGGAUGGAGAUUGAGACUGCACAAAAAAUAUAAUGCAUAAUUCCAGAUACAUCUUUAAGAUAUUUAUACUUAUUACUUUUACAAAGAGUCACAAGACACAUUAGAUAUAAGGAGCAUUAAAAGAGUCUAAUUACUCUAUUAUCCCAAUAAAAAUUAGCAAUAUUUAAUGUUUUUUUAGUGUUAUUAAUAACAAUGAAUCAUUCAAUACUUGCUAAAUUUACUUGUAAUAGUAAGUUGCCCAUUACUUGUAUUUCAUGAGUUAAUAUUCAUGUAUCUGAAAAUAUUUAUACUUUCAUCAAACAUCUAUCAUACCCAGUCUAUAUUGUUAUUGUGUGUGAUAUAAGUUGAAAAUUAUAACUAUGAGUAAUAGUAUUCUUAAAAUGUGUAAUAUUAAAUGUUGAAAAAGCAAUCUUUUCGUACAACUCUAGUGAAGGUACAGAUAUAAUACAAGCAGCAAAAUAUUGCAUAGAGUAGCAGAAUAACCUAAAAUUGAUAUUAAUAACUUUAUAUGAUGUGUUUGGGAACUCCAUCAACUUCAUAAACUGGCAUCUGGUCAGUAAAAGUAGUCUUGAGAUGAGGGGAAAAAUGGACAUCUGGCAUGAAUUCAUCUUUUUUUAUAUUUAAAUAGCUUUGCUAUUUUUGUCUGUUCAUCCGCUCAUAGGGAGUUGUAUGUAAUGAAGCAUGUAGCUGUAACUAGGCUAUACCUCAGCUGGAAAAUGUCAAAUUAUAUUAUGCAUUCCUUAAAAGCAUAAAUCAUGCUUAAGAUUUCUUUUUAAAAUGUGAAGGUAAGAAGAAACAAAUUGAAUGAUUUUUGAGAAUAAAUAAGUCACCAGGAAUUGCAUAAUGCAUUUCAAAAAAUGUUGCAUGUUACUGUUGUCAAAAGCAGUGCUCUCUGGAGACUUUACGCAUUCAUGGUACAAAUGUGAUUAUAAAGAUCGUAAGAUUAUGCAGAUUUCAAGGGUUCUGGGGAAUCUCAGACAGCCUUUAUGCAUUGAAUGCCAGAUUUGAAUUUUAAACCUUACUUUUCAGAGGCUAGCACAGUAAUAAGGAGGUUUUAGUUAUUUUUUGUGUAUCAUCAAGCAGUGGACCUGUGUUUUUCAAAGUUUGUGGGUAAAAAGAGCAAAAACAAACAUAUACAUUUAUAUAUCUGUUCUUUUACCCUGCAAAGUCAUCUGACCUUUACCAGAAAUGUUCAUCUUUGAAAUGGUUUGCCUUCAAAAUAAAGGUUAAGAACAGAAAGAUAGAUACUGAGGGAUCAGAUUGCAUAAAGUUUGCACUCACUGUUUCAAUGACGACAAUUGCAAAGAAAGAAGUGCAAUGUUGUCUUGUUAUCGAUGCAUAUCCUUAGAUCAUUAUUUUUGUGCCAUGCAUUCUACAUUACAAUGUGAACGAGAAAUGCCAAAAUAAUAAACAUAUUUCCAGUACCUAA